Molecule: messenger RNA, 1541 nt
Organism: Pseudovirgaria hyperparasitica
Lineage: Eukaryota; Fungi; Ascomycota; Dothideomycetes; Acrospermales; Acrospermaceae
Product: DUF887-domain-containing protein
Exons: 2
Coding region: 212-1351 (379 amino acids)
Biological process (GO): lipid homeostasis
Cellular component (GO): membrane; endoplasmic reticulum
Source: RefSeq, a predicted model, not a curated record
CUCGUGUCUCUGUCUCGUACAUGACCUACAUGUCUUGACCGCUCUUCACUUUUCCCUUCCCUAGCAUCUUUUAAAAUCUCCUUCGUCAUCACUCUCCGCAGUGUCCUCGACUCUCCCUCGGAACAGACAUACGACAAUCCACCUAUACUCGAGCUCCAGCGUGCAGAACCACUUCAGCAUCCGCGAACCUACUGCCCCUCCACCAACCGCCAUGCGAGACCCAUUUCCCUUCUCCUGCCCGCCGUUUCUUGCGCGUGCCAUCAAGCCCUUUGCCGACUACUACGGCCUCCAAACUCUUCAUCUGCACAUCCACGAGAUCCUCUUCGUCGCAGUCGCAUACCAGCUCAUUGGCGCUGUCGUUUCGCCGUGGCUGUCCGCCCGUCUGUUUCCGCGCACAUACCCCUUCUUCAAUAGACGCACGCGCAUCAACUGGGACGUGCACGUGGUCAGCUUCGUGCAGAGCUGCCUGAUCAAUGUGCUGGCGCUGUGGGUGUUGUGGAGCGAGAAGAAUGAGGCAAGGGGGGAGAUGGGCGUGAGGUCUGGUGAGGCGUGGAAGGAGCGUAUUUGGGGAUACACCGGGGCAGAGGGCAUGAUUCAAGCAUUUGCAACGGGCUAUUUUGUGUGGGAUCUAUGGGUUAGUGUGCGGUAUCUGAAGGUGUUUGGUUUGGGGAUGUUGGCGCAUGCGGUGAGUGCGCUGGGAGUGUAUGCGCUCGGAUUUCGCCCCUUCGUAAACUUCUACGCACCCAUCUUCAUCCUCUAUGAACUCUCCUCCCCUUUCCUCAACAUCCACUGGUUCUGUGACAAACUCUCUCUCACUGGCUCCACCCUCCAACUCUGCAACGGCGUCAUCCUCAUAGUCACAUUCUUCUCCUGUCGUCUCAUCUGGGGCUCCUACCAGACCCUUCUCGUCUUCGCCGACAUCUACCGCGGCCUCACACACACCGCCACCAUGCACCCGCGAGAACCCCUCGGCUCCUCCCUCGGCGCCCUCGACCGCCUGCGCUUUGUCGCCCCCAAAGACCAGGCCACGCCUGUGUGGCUGGCUGGCGCGUAUCUGGCAGCCAACAUCACGCUCAAUACUCUGAACUUUGUGUGGUUUGGCAAGAUGAUUGCCACGAUUCGCACCCGGUUUGAGCCUCCGUUCGGCACCAAGGCGGUCGGGAAGCGGCGCGAUAGGAGCGUUAGCGAGCCCGUUGUUGUGCAAGGGAUUGAUGUGGAUACGGAUGAGGAGGGCGUGAGUAGUACGACGGAGGUGGCGAGGGGACUGGAUGAGAGAGGACAUGCGAGUGUGGAGGUGGAGAAGGUGGAGGUGAGGAAGAGGGCGGUUGGUGGUGGUGAUGGUGAGGAGUGAGGUCUUGUGCUGUGUAGAUGGAUAGAUGGCCGUGUUUUGUCUCAUUCUAGCCUGUGCGCAUCACGUUGAGCGUGAUGCGAGUGUGAAGGAGUAAUUUUGUAUAUACAAUCCUCCAGUCCCCUAUAUAUCAAACCAGUCUCGACAAGAGAGUGGGUCCUAGAAAUUGCCCCUCAUCCGCUGCAGACUGUCC